CUCCUCACCUCCUUUGCCACUGUAGGUGUUGAAAGGACGAGCAGGCUCUGACUCAGCCAAUCAGCCACACUGAGACGAAGACACGACCUCGCCAGCUCAGCAACCAGACAUGGCUCCGUGGGGUGAUGCUAAACUCUUCCUCUGCAUCCUCUUCAUCACCUGCUGCUGCACAGUGACCCUGGCGCAGAUCCCCUUAGAUUGCUGCUUGACUGUCAAAAACAAAGUGGUGGACAAAAAAGCCAUCGUAGACUACCGCCAACAAGUCCGUGGGAUGGGCUGCGCUAUUGAUGCCACAGUGUUGAUAGGCAGACGUGGCAAGACACUGUGUGUGCCACCUCACGAACCCUGGGUCAAAGACGUGGUGAAGCAUGUGGAUCACCUGAAGAAAGUGUGCAAGAAAAAUAACAAGACGAAUCGCUGCAAUGGAGUGACGUCUUAAUAAACUGGGAACAAGCCUUUAACCCACUUCAGCCACAACAACAACAACAACAAUGGGCUGUUGCAAGGAGGAGACUGAUUGGAGCAAACCAAUAAUAAUUCAACAAAUCAAGAUAAUUACAGGGUUUUAUAUUUAAAAAGCAAUUUCUCUUUUCUACUUCUGUGUUUGAUGAAAUUAAAGAAAAUAAAAACAAUUUGAAGGAUUUAAUAUAUUUUUUUAUAGAGUUUGUAGUUUAGAAGAUUGUUAAAAAAAAUUUAAAUGUGAAUGUGUAGCUCACUGAGCUCACACCUGGUUUAUUGGUUGUAUGAAUUUCUUUGAUUGUUGAGCUUCUUCAGAAUAAAACAUGUUUUUAUUUUCCAAA
Messenger RNA from Seriola aureovittata, 800 nucleotides. Its product is annotated as C-C motif chemokine 19-like. Gene Ontology annotation, cellular component: extracellular region. The coding region runs from base 110 to 439 and encodes 109 amino acids. Gene Ontology annotation, biological process: monocyte chemotaxis; cellular response to tumor necrosis factor; positive regulation of GTPase activity. The transcript is spliced from 4 exons. NCBI's taxonomy places the organism in Eukaryota, Metazoa, Chordata, Actinopteri, Carangiformes, Carangidae. Gene Ontology annotation, molecular function: chemokine activity; CCR chemokine receptor binding. The record is from RefSeq and is a predicted model, not a curated record.